Empidonax traillii (willow flycatcher) is the source of this 1669-nucleotide messenger RNA. RefSeq names its product HUS1 checkpoint clamp component (gene HUS1). Gene Ontology annotation, biological process: nucleotide-excision repair; telomere maintenance; meiotic DNA integrity checkpoint signaling. Bases 122 to 1006 code for a protein of 294 amino acids. Gene Ontology annotation, cellular component: nucleolus; checkpoint clamp complex; site of double-strand break. The transcript has 8 exons. Lineage: Eukaryota; Metazoa; Chordata; Aves; Passeriformes; Tyrannidae. The record is from RefSeq and is a predicted model, not a curated record.
GUGCCGGGGCAGCAGCGGGUGCCGGUGCCGGGGCGGUAGCGGGUGUCGGGGCGCCGCGCCGCCAUGCGGUUUCGGGCAAAGAUUGUGGAUCUCGCCUGCCUCAACAACUUCAGCCGUGAGUAUGGCAGGUCAGGCUGGAGGGCGGCAGUGCCUCGCUGAGCGGCUGGGGUCGGCUUUCCUGGGCAAACGGGAGAGGAAGGGAGGUGUAAUUAACACAAUCGCCAAGUUAGCCAAGACCUGCACCCUGCGCCUUACUGUCUGCAAGUUGUAUUUCAUCCUCUCCGAUAAAGUAGCAAAUGGAGGCGCCAGUAUGUGGUGUGAGCUGUGCCAGGGCAAUUUCUUCGACGAAUUUCAGAUGGAAGGAGUAGCUGCAGAGCACAAUGAAAUCUAUUUAGAGUUGGUGCCUGAGAACCUGUCAAGAGCAUUAAAAACUGCCCACAGUGCUAAGGCAGUGAAGAUCAAGUUGACUAAUAAACACUGUCCCUGUCUCAGAGUUGCUGUUGAGUUACCAUCCUUAUCAAGCAGCAGUAGGAUUGUGACACAUGAUAUUCCUGUGGGGGUUAUUCCCAGAAGAAUAUGGAAUGACUUCAGAGAGCCCACUGUGCCAGACUUUGAUGUCAGUAUUUACCUACCAGUGCUGAAAACAAUGAAGAGCGUUGUGGAAAGAAUGAAGAAUCUCAGCAAUUUCGUUGUGAUUGAAGCAAACUUGAGUGGAGAAAUGAACUUGAAAAUAGAAACUGACUUAGUAUCUGUAACAACACAUUUUAAAGACCUGGGAAAUCCUCCCUGGGCAUCAGAGGAUGAGUGUCAAAGUUCUGCUCAAGGCAGAGAUCCGGAAAGUAUGGCUGAGGCACGCAUAGACAUCAGGAAGCUGCAGCAGCUGCUUGCUGGACAGCAGGUCAAUCCUACAAAAGCAUUGUGCAAUAUUGUAAGUAAAAGAAUUGUCCACUUCGUCUUGCUGCAUGAGGAUGUUUCACUUCAGUAUUUUAUUCCAGCACUUGCCUGAAUGGUUUCGGACCUUGAGCAUUUUCUAACCUGAGGCCUUUCCCAUGAAGUCUGAAAUAUUUCCUGAGUUGCUGGAGUAUUUUCACAUGAUGCACUGUUAGAAGCAGCCAUCAGAUGGACAUUAUUUCGAUAUUUAUGAAAUUAUUCAAAAUACCUCCUCAUUCAGAAAGCCAUUUUUGUGAGGAGUUACAUGCUACAAAAGAUGUACCUCUGGGAAGCUGGCAUAUUGCAGUCUUAGAGGAAGCAAAAGAAAUUUGAAGGUGCUUUUGGGAUACUUUGAGCUAUGAGGAUGGCAAUGAAGUAUUUUGGUUUUGUCAAAAAAUAUAAAGGUAGAAUUCAUCUCUGGAGCUGCUGCUGUGUGUAUUCAGUAUUGGGCAAUGCAGCUCCAAGUUAAGAGGUCUCUAAGCAAGCUAUCAUACUUCCAUGGAACAGGAAAGUCUUCUGGAGGGUUGCAGAUUGGUUUUUGCCUAAACAGGUACACACAGCCCUCCUGAAGUGGUAAUAAAUUGAAUUCUGUUCCAGUAGUGAAGUAUGUGAACUUGAUGCUGUUAAAUGUUGUGCAGCAGAAAUCUUACUGCCAGCAAGUAACAAGAUGUAACAGAUGCUAAGCAGCACCAAGAGUUCAGCUCAUCUCUUCUUACUUGGUUAUAUCUUUUGAUCUGAC